GGCAGGGGUAUUUUUGUCCAUUUUUUGAAUUUAUGUCCUUCGCUCGUUAUUCCUUUUUUGUUUAUCCUUGGCCGAGCUGGAAUUGGAUUCAUGAGAGAGAAUGAGAAGUAAACAGAGCAAUCGAGAGUUUUUCUCCGAAGGAUCUGUCGAUGGCGAGAAGGUUGGUGGAGGACGCGAUUCUUAGCUUAAUCGGCAGCGGAUUUGCGAGUUAUAGUUGUUAGAAGGUCUGUGGAGGACGCGAUUCUUCUUCUUCUUCUUGCUCGAGGUUUUGGCUCGAUUUGUUUGUGUUGAAGUUUCUGCUGGCCGUUGUUUGGUCUCCGUCGAGGAAUUUUUUGAAUCUUCUUUGUUGACUGAGCUUUUUUAGUGCAAUGAGUGAUCUCAAUCAAGGCGCCAUUGUUUCUUUGAAUGAAUCUAAUACUGGAUCUAGUUCUUCUAAUAGUAUUGUUGAAUCGGAAGGUUUUGAUGGUAUUGAUCCUAAUGUUCGAAGUUCCUGGAACAAUCUUGAGUUCGCUACAACUGAUGAUGCAUAUAGAUUUUAUGUGGAUUAUGGGAAUUAUAAAGGUUUUUGUGUGAGGAUUUACCAUCAGUCGGCAUGUCCGAAGCUUAAUAAUGGUUCAAAUGCGGUUUAUUAUAUCAAGUAUUGUUGCAAUAAGGAAGGCUGGAGGAUUGGUAGUGAGAAUAAUCCUGCUAAUCGUGGUUCUAUUGAUGCGAAGGCUCGUGUUCGUCAUGUUCCAGAAAUCAGGGGUGGAUGUGAUGGUGCCUAUAUUCGAAUUAGGUGGUUUAAGCAGUUCAAUUGUUACAAGAUUUAUAAGUGGUAUGAUGUGCAUAACCAUGACAUG
This is a messenger RNA of Linum tenue, 839 nucleotides long. NCBI's taxonomy places the organism in Eukaryota, Viridiplantae, Streptophyta, Magnoliopsida, Malpighiales, Linaceae. The record is from the annotation of a GenBank genome assembly.